CUCUCCAUGGUGUCUUCCAUCUCAUGCAGUUUGAUAGAAAGAUAUGAAGUUGGUACUAAAAUCUUCUUCAUAUGCAUUACUUGCCUUUUGCUUCUGGUGUAUGUGCCUCUUCUGUUUGGUAGAGAGGUCCACAGCUCAGACUUCAGCUAAUGCUACAACAGACCCGUUUGAAGCGGCUACUCUAAACUCCAUCUUUCAGCAAUGGGGCAUUUCUGAAUCGUCUAGGUGGAAUAUAAGUGGGGAACUGUGUAGCGGAGAUGCCAUUACAGAAAGUGGCACUUUGAGCCCUGGGAUCAAAUGCCAAUGCACUUUCAACAAUGGAUCCAUUUGCCGCAUAACCAGCUUGAAAGUCAAUGGUCAGAAUAUAACAGGUUACAUUCCGGACGCCAUUGGGAAUCUGACUCACCUCAUCUCGCUGGAUUUGUCUUGGAACUAUUUAACAGGUCCCCUGCCUCCAUCUAUCGGCAACUUAAGGUCCCUGCAGGGAAUGAUUGUUAGUAUCAAUUUAUUGUCUGGAAACAUCCCAAAGGAACUUGGAAAUCUUAGAAAUCUAACCUCCUUGUUCUUGGGCACCAAUAGUUUUAAUGGGUCACUCCCUCCAGAGAUGGGGAAUUUAGUAAAGCUGCAACAUCUUAACAUGGACAGUAUCGGUGUGAGUGGUCCAAUUCCUUCGACAUUUGCCAAUCUGGUAAACUUGGAGGGUCUGUGGGCCUUUGAUAAUGAGCUCACGGGUAUGAUACCUGACUUCAUAGGGAAUUGGACAAAGCUUAAAUAUUUGCGCUUGCAUGGGAAUGCUUUCCAAGGUCCGAUACCUUCAAGUUUGUCCAGUUUGGCAUCCCUAACUGAUUUGCGAAUUGGUGAAAUAAUGAGCGGAAGCUCAUCUUUGGCAUUUAUCAAGGGCAUGAGGAACAUAACCGUUUUAAUCUUGAGAAACAGUAAGAUUUCAGAUUCAAUUCCACUUGACAUGGUAGAGUACCAAUUGUUAAAGCAUCUGGAUUUGAGCUUUAACAAUUUAACUGGGGAAAUUCCGACCUCGCUCUUCAAUUUGAGUUCGCUUUCUUACUUGUUUCUUGGAAACAAUAGCCUGUCUGGUAGCCUUCCUUCAAAUAAAAGCUCAUCCCUCCAGAGCAUUGAUUUAUCAUACAAUCAAUUAUCGGGAAGCUUUCCCUCUUGGAUUACACAAGGCUUGCAACUGAACUUGGUUGCUAACAACUUCGUCAUCGAUAGUUCUAAUAGCAGUACUUUGCGUUCAGGAUUGGAGUGUCUUCAGCGGAACUUUUCAUGCUAUCAAGAUUCUCCAACCAAUUCUUCAUUUGCAAUAAAUUGUGGCGGUCCAGCGGUUACAUCAAAAGAUGGAGUGCUGUAUGAUAAUGAUGUUGAUGCUCUCGGUGCAGCAUCAUAUUAUCUGGCCAACAUGAGCAGGUUGGCCAUCAGUAAUGUUGGGUUGUAUGAUAUCAACGGAAAUGACUUGUACACACACUCUCAGUCACAGAUUAAGAAUACUUCAGACCCAAUGCUGUUUUGGACAACAAGGAUAUCUCAAGGAUCGCUAAGAUACUACAAACUAGGGCUUGUGAACGGACAAUACAGCGUGACUCUGCAAUUCGCUGAGAUACAAAUCAAAGAUUCGAUUACUCGGAGGAGAGGAAGGCGUGUAUUCGAUAUUUUUGCCCAGGGUAAUCUCCAAUUGAAAGAUUUUGACAUAAGAAAGGAGGCGGAUGGAGUCUCUUAUAGUGCAGUUUUGAAGACUUUCAAGGUUAAUGUAUCCAAGAAUUUCCUUGAAAUCCAUCUCUUUUGGGCUGGAAAAGGGACUUGCUGCAUACCUGGUAAUGGUAUUUAUGGGCCAUCCAUUUCGGCCAUCAGAGUCACUCCAGAUUUCCUGUCGACUUCUAGUAACCGUGUGCUAACUGCUGGGGUAAAGAAGAACAGGACUGGUUUGAUUGUUGGAAUUUUAGUUAGUGCUGGUGCUCUGAGUUUUAUAUCCAUUUCUGCAAUACUUAUUCAGAGACGAAGGAGCAGGGGCAUCAAUGAAGAUGAAGAGCUUCUGGAAAUGGGUGCCAAACCAAACACUUUUAGUUAUUCCGAACUGAGGACUGCUACUGGAGAUUUCAGCCUAGAAAAUAAAUUGGGAGUGGGGGGAUUUGGGGCUGUUUAUAAGGGUACACUAUCAGAUGGAAGGACAGUGGCUGCAAAGCAACUCUCGGUGGCAUCUCAUCAUGGAAAGUGUCAGUUUGUAGCAGAGAUUGUUACUAUAUCAGCAGUGCAGCACCGGAACCUUGUGAAGUUGUACGGAUGCUGCAUCGAGGGAGAUAAGCGGCUUUUGGUUUACGAGUAUCUUGAAAACAAGAGCCUUGAUCAUGCACUCUACGGAGACAGUAAGUUGCAUCUAAAUUGGCCCACCCGCUACAAUAUAUGCUUGGGUACGGCACGAGGCCUCACUUAUCUCCAUGAGGAGUCAAGGCUCCGAAUCAUACAUAGAGAUGUCAAGGCCAGUAAUAUUUUGCUGGAUGCUGAUCUCAACCCCAAGAUUUCAGAUUUUGGUUUGGCCAAACUAUAUGAUGAUAAGAAGACACACAUCAGCACACGGGUUGCAGGGACAUUUGGUUAUCUUGCUCCGGAGUAUGCCUUGUGUGGACAUCUGACGGAAAAGGCUGACGUGUUUGCAUUUGGGGUCGUCAUACUUGAGAUUCUUAGCGGAAGGCCAAAUACAAAUACAAGCUUGGAUCAAGAUAAGAUAUAUAUCCUUGAAUGGGCGUGGAAUCUACAUGAAGCUAACCAUCCAUUGGAACUGAUCGAUCCGACACUAUCCGAAUUUGACGAAGGAGAAGCACUACGAAUGAUUGGAGUAGCUCUUUUCUGCACUCAAACAUCACCGAUGCUACGCCAGCCCAUGUCCCGUGUGUUGGCCAUGCUGUUAGGCGACGUCCAAGUAAGCAGUGUCACAUCGCGGCCCAGCUACUUGACAUUGUGGCAAUUCAAUGACUUAACCAGCUACAUGACCGACUAUAUGUCGGGAAGGUCUAUGGGAACAAUGACGGAUGGCCAAUGUCACAUGUAGAACAAUUCGACCUGGUCCAUUCAUGUGGAUCACUCACCUAUGCCCCCAUCUGUGCCCACUCAGCCAUUUUUGCAAUGGAUCAUUGGAGAAAGAGAGAUCUGAUCGACUUCUAUUUGGAUGUUGAAUGUAUCUUAUCACUUCCUUGUCACUGCUCGCCUCUGCCCUCUCACCGCUAUGUAUCCUUGUUCGCAUCUUAUAUUUGGAUGUUG
This is a messenger RNA of Magnolia sinica, 3267 nucleotides long. Its product is annotated as probable LRR receptor-like serine/threonine-protein kinase At1g56140. The transcript is spliced from 25 exons. The record is from RefSeq and is a predicted model, not a curated record. NCBI's taxonomy places the organism in Eukaryota, Viridiplantae, Streptophyta, Magnoliopsida, Magnoliales, Magnoliaceae. The coding region runs from base 44 to 3058 and encodes 1004 amino acids. Gene Ontology annotation, biological process: protein phosphorylation. Gene Ontology annotation, molecular function: ATP binding; protein kinase activity; protein binding.